Messenger RNA from Laccaria bicolor S238N-H82, 1830 nucleotides. RefSeq lists its product as uncharacterized. The coding region runs from base 1 to 1830 and encodes 609 amino acids. The transcript has 12 exons. The record is from RefSeq and is a predicted model, not a curated record. Lineage: Eukaryota; Fungi; Basidiomycota; Agaricomycetes; Agaricales; Hydnangiaceae.
AUGCAACCCCGUUCUCCAUACACCGGCCCUCGCAGGAAGCUUGUCCUGGCAUUCGAUGUGGGGACAACAUACAGCGGGGUCUCGUACAGGAAUGUACCUUCAAGUCUUCGUCAAAUUUUAAUUAAUUCUUCAUAUGUUCCUAGCAUUCUUGAUCCAGGUCUGGUUCCGGAAAUUAGAGGAGUUACUAGAUUUCCUGCUCAAGAACGUGUCGGUGGGGACUGCAAGAUACCCUCCAUUCUCUAUUACGAUCAGUACGACGUAGUUCGUGCGGCCGGCGCUGAAACUUUACUCGGAAGUGUUCUCGCACAAAAAGAAGAAGAGCAGUGGUUCAGUUGUCAAUGGUUUAAGCUUCAUCUCCGACCACGAACCCCAGGAUCUAUGGAAGAGAUCAGAGAUACGAUCCCUGCUCUGCCUGAAAGCAAAAAUGCCGUUGAAGUGUUCGCCGACUUUCUGCACUAUCUGUUCCACUGCUCCCGCACGUACAUCGAGGAGAUGCAUGGGGUGGGCGAUAAUUGGUGGGGCUCGAUAGAGGACACCAUCGAGUUCGUAUUAUCCCAUCCGAAUGGGUGGGAGGGCGCACAGCAAGAGCAGAUGCGCCGUGCAACCGUGCUCGCAGGAUUAGUACCUAACGACGAGGCGGGCCAGGCACGCGUGUCAUUCGUUACUGAGGGAGAAGCCAGUCUCCAUUUUUGCAUCCAGAGUGGGCUGCCGGCAGGCGCGAUGAAGGAUAAUUCUGGCGUGUUGAUCGUUGAUGCGGGUGGAGGAACUAUUGACCUCAGUGCUUAUGGUUGUGCUUCAGGAUCGGCUGAUACUUUUCAGGAGAUUGCUCCACCCCAGUGUCACUUCAAGGGAUCCAUCUUCGUCACCUUCAAUGCUCGUACUUAUCUGGACGCCCACCUCCGCAACUCAAAAUAUCUGGAGGACGUGCCCCAGAUGGCUGAUUCCUUUGACAAAACAACGAAAUUGCUAUUCAGGAAUAAACACGAACCACAAUACAUCAGAUUUGGCAACCUCCGGGACAAGGAUCUGGCUGUCGGAAUUCGCUCAGGCCAGUUGAAGCUUUCUGGGUCGGACGUUGCGUCUUUCUUUGAACCCUCAGUCAAUUGUAUCGUCGAUGCCAUCGCAGAACAAUCACAAAAAGCACGAAAGCCCAUCAAUUCGGUCUUUCUUGUUGGAGGGUUCGCAGCUAGCAAUUGGCUCUUUGCCGAGCUGAAGGAAGCUUGCACUCAAAUGGGCCUGAGUGUCCUCCGUCCGGAUAGCCAUGUAAACAAAGCCGUUGCGGAUGGUGCCCUAUCUUUCUACCUUGAUCACUCCGUCAGAAGUCGCGUGUCGAGAUUCACUUACGGCACCGACUGCAACACCUUUUAUGACGGCAACGAUGUCGAGCACCUCCAGAGAUUCACAUCCUUUACUGCUCUUGAUGGAAGUCGACAAAUCCCAGGCGCCUUUGACGUUAUUUUGCCGAAGAACACGCAAACGUCUGAAACAAAAGAGUUCCGCAGGGGGUACUCUCAACAAACUGUUUCUCUGUCGACGUUGUCGCAAGUAGCAUUUAACCUCGAUUGCUACCGUGGAGAACUAGCUAGUCCUCGAUGGAGAGAUAUCGAUGCUGGGAUGUAUUCCACUCUCUGUACUAUCGAGGUUGACCUCUCGAAGCUCGCCCAUUCUCUGGGCCCCCGCCAAACUAAGGAUGGUAGGGUGUACUACAAAGUAAUCUAUGAAAUUGUCCUGUUGUUCGGCCUCACGGAGCUCAAGGCGCAGCUGUGCUGGCAAGAAAACGGUGUUCUGAAGAGAACACCCGCGAAGCUCAUAUAUGAUCCUGCUUCUUGA